This is a messenger RNA of Ambispora gerdemannii, 1294 nucleotides long. Lineage: Eukaryota; Fungi; Glomeromycota; Glomeromycetes; Archaeosporales; Ambisporaceae. The record is from the annotation of a GenBank genome assembly.
UAGCAUCAAAACGAAGUUACGAUGAGAUGCAAAUUGAUACGACUGCCUUGAUUUGUGAUGCUCUUAUUCAACCAUUCGAUACCGUCCCAAAUGAAGCGGACGACCUUACGUCUCUUAUUGUUACACCACUUAUCCGAAAAUUGCCCGUAUCUUUCCAUGAAGAGAGAAAAUUUCCUCAAUUCGCUGAAUUUAUCCAAACAAGUGACGAGGAAUGUGGAAGUAAACUAGCAAAACACAUUUCCUGUCUACUUACUGACAUAUUUGAAAAGCAGAGCUUAGAUGAUACCACAGAAGAUAUGAUGCACUGGGGAAUAAAUAGUUUGAUUAGGGUACCGCUCCAGAUAUUUCGCGAAAGUCUUGGUGGAGGGGUGCUUCCCAUCGAAAUGGAUCGGAACAGCAAGGAUCAGGGGACAACAACAAUAGGCAAUAAGAGACCAGAUUUUCUAUGUUGGGCGAACGGUGUACUUCUAUUUAAGGGCGAAGAAAAAGCUGAGGCUGAUGAUUUUACAGUAGCUGUGGAUGAACUUAAAGAGAAAUUCAAUAAGUUUGAUCCUUUGUAUUUUGGAAACGUACAGUUCAUGGUAUGUUACGCUGUGGCGGGACCGCUUUUGGGUUUUUAUGCAAUCAACGGAUCGCCCAACGCAAAUGCGCUGAAUCGUUUGGUUCCACUUUCAAAUCGAUUGAAUAUCCGAAACAGCCGAGACCGCGUUUCCAUCCUUUGUAUGGUUGUUAAUAUUGCACGUAUAAUAAGGGCUGUGAGUAAUACAAUUCCAAGAACGAUUGUUCCCAUUGGGAAACGAUUGAAAUUGGCAAAAUCCACUAUUACAUUCUUUGAGGACUCAGUAGAGAAAAUGGUCCCGCCAGAACAUCUUCCGCAUGAGGGAGACGUGAAUGAUCGUGUUGCUUUCUUACAGAGAAUGUACAAUUGUGCAAAAGACCAUCCAGGUCUUAUCCAAGUAAAGGAAGGCGGAGGACCAAAGAUAAAGAACCGAGGGGUGUAUAGGGUUGUAUUUGAAACGCGAGGCCAGGACUUUCGAUUGAGGAGUGAAAACGAAGUGCGUGAAAUGGCACAUAGUGUGCUUACCGGCUUAACUUGGUUGCAUAAAAAUGGUUACGUUCAUCGUGACAUUCGGAUUUCAAAUAUUGUCUUUGUUCCUAACAUCAGAAAUUAUAGGUAUACUCUUAUCGAUUUUGAGCAUGGUAGUGCAGAUGGAUUAGAAGCAUCUGAACGUUUAAUGGAUUGGGAUGGUGCAACACUCACGAGUAAUAAUAAGUAUACAUCACAAUCUGACUU